Messenger RNA from Orycteropus afer afer, 1383 nucleotides. RefSeq names its product cholinergic receptor muscarinic 1 (gene CHRM1). The transcript has a single exon. The record is from RefSeq and is a predicted model, not a curated record. Gene Ontology annotation, molecular function: G protein-coupled serotonin receptor activity; G protein-coupled acetylcholine receptor activity. Gene Ontology annotation, biological process: adenylate cyclase-inhibiting G protein-coupled acetylcholine receptor signaling pathway; chemical synaptic transmission; regulation of locomotion. Gene Ontology annotation, cellular component: synapse; plasma membrane; dendrite. Bases 1 to 1383 code for a protein of 460 amino acids. NCBI's taxonomy places the organism in Eukaryota, Metazoa, Chordata, Mammalia, Tubulidentata, Orycteropodidae.
AUGAACACCUCGGCCCCGCCCGCCGUCAGCCCCAACAUUACUAUCCUGGCACCGGGAAAGGGCCCCUGGCAAGUGGCCUUUAUUGGGAUCACCACUGGCCUCCUGUCACUGGCCACGGUGACAGGCAACCUGUUGGUGCUCAUCUCGUUCAAGGUCAACACAGAGCUCAAGACUGUCAACAACUAUUUCCUGCUGAGCCUGGCCUGUGCCGACCUCAUCAUAGGCACCUUCUCCAUGAACCUCUAUACUACCUACCUGCUCAUGGGCCACUGGGCCCUGGGCACGCUGGCCUGUGACCUCUGGCUGGCCCUGGACUACGUGGCCAGCAACGCGUCCGUCAUGAACCUGCUACUCAUCAGCUUUGACCGCUACUUCUCUGUGACGCGGCCCCUGAGCUACCGCGCCAAGCGCACGCCCCGCCGGGCCGCCCUCAUGAUUGGCCUGGCCUGGCUGGUUUCCUUCGUGCUCUGGGCCCCAGCCAUCCUCUUCUGGCAGUACCUGGUGGGUGAGCGGACAGUGCUGGCCGGGCAGUGCUACAUCCAGUUUCUCUCCCAGCCCAUCAUCACCUUUGGCACAGCCAUGGCCGCCUUCUACCUCCCGGUCACCGUCAUGUGUACCCUCUACUGGCGCAUCUACCGGGAGACGGAGAACCGGGCACGGGAGCUGGCCGCCCUGCAGGGCUCGGAGACACCAGGCAAGGGGGGCGGCAGCAGCAGCAGCUCGGAGCGAUCCCAGCCCGCGGCCGAGGGCUCGCCCGAGACCCCUCCAGGACGCUGCUGCCGCUGCUGCCGGGCCCCCCAGCUGCUGCAGGCCUACAGCUGGAAGGAGGAAGAGGAGGAGGACGAAGGCUCCAUGGAGUCCCUCACGUCCUCGGAGGGUGAGGAGACCGGCUCCGAGGUGAUGAUCAAGAUGCCCAUGGUGGACCCCGAGGCACAGGCCCCCGCCAAGCAGCCUCCCCGGAGCUCCCCGAACACAGUCAAGAGGCCCACCCGGAAGGGGCGCGAGCGAGCCGGCAAGGGCCCGAAGCCCCGGGGAAAGGAACAGCUGGCCAAGCGGAAGACCUUCUCCCUGGUCAAGGAGAAGAAGGCGGCUCGGACCCUGAGUGCCAUCCUGCUGGCCUUUAUCCUCACGUGGACACCAUACAACAUCAUGGUGCUGGUGUCCACCUUCUGCAAGGACUGUGUCCCCGAGACCCUGUGGGAGCUGGGCUACUGGUUGUGCUACGUCAACAGCACUGUCAACCCCAUGUGCUACGCACUGUGUAACAAAGCCUUCCGGGACACCUUCCGCCUGCUGCUGCUCUGCCGCUGGGACAAGCGACGCUGGCGUAAGAUCCCCAAGCGCCCUGGCUCCGUGCACCGCACCCCCUCCCGCCAGUGCUGA